AUGGUUGCCGGGGAGUCGCCGGAGUGGCUUCCUCCGGGUUUUACUGAGAAGGUGAAGUACAAGAAUGGGAAGAAGAUUAAGUACUACUACAAUGAUGCAACAGACACAAAAUAUUAUUCCAAGAAAGAUGUAUUAAGUUGUGGUACAGCCGAAAAUGGGAUCAUUGAUGCGCCUCAAAGUCCAAUAUCAAAUGCAGAAAAAGACAUCUCCUCUAAUGGCGAAGUUGAAGCUGGGUUAGAUACAACAGAUGACUCGCCAAAAUGGUUGCCUGAUGGAUGGAAAAUGGAGGAGAAAAAACGACAAAGAGGUCCACGCAAAGGAUCUGUGUACAAGGUAUAUACUCAUGUGUCAUCUGGAAACAUAUUUUAUUCGAUGGUAGCCGUCACUCGAUACUUGAAUUCCCAAAAUCGUGCCACUAGUAAACUGGACGAAUCAUCUACAAAUGGCCUAUCCAUCACAAACACAAGUGUCAUUCAAGAAGGAAAAGAAGAGAGCCCUUCUAAGACGGUAUGUACUUUGAUGCGUUCAAAACGUGACAAAGAGGAUGAACAAUCUCCACUCAUUUCUCCACAAAGCCUGUGCAUGACAAAUCCUGGUAGCUCUCAUGGAAAGAAAAAGAAAGCCAGCUCUUUCAUACCGAUUGCCUCUGAAAGCUCUGCAGCUGAUGACCUGCCUUCAGGCUGGAUAAAAGAAAUCAUAACAAGUAAAUGUGGGAGUAAAAUUAGAAAGGAUCCGUACUAUAUUGACCCGAUCAGUGGCUACAUGUUUCGUUCUAAACCAGAUGCCAUGCGGUUCAUUAAUACCAAUGAUAUUCGUUACUGUGCUAUCAGGCCAAGAAAAAAGGAGUCGACUGAGCUGAAUCUGGUCAAGAAUGAAGUCCAGUCUUCAAGUGCUGCUCACGAGAAAUUACUAGAACGCCCCCAACGACGUUUUGCCGGUGGAGAAUCGGACGGAUCCAAUGUAAUAAUGUACCCAGCAAAUUCAGAAGAGAAAAUUACGUACAAUAACUCAUUACCCGACCCGGAAAAUAAAUCAGCUCCUGAAGACAAACCCGAGCAGCAGACUCCCAAAUCCGCGGGGACGGAAAAAAAACAAACCGAGAAAAAACCUCGGUCAAACUCGAAAAACCCCAGGAAAAGAAAAGAUCCAAUCUUUCCUUCACGGGCCUCAAAGAGGCUCGCUGGCACUGAACCCAAAGCGCCGCCACACAAUUAUGCCUCAGCCACUGAAGAAGCUAAUAAUAAUUCCCAAAAUACCCCUGCUAAUAAUAUUCCUCCAUCGUCUGAAACUCCAAAAGAAACCGAAAAUCCUCCAAAUGGGACCACCGAAAAUCCUCUGAACGAUGCCCCGGUUAUUCCAGAAGCGAAAAUCGAGGCCAAGGCUGAAGAGAAUAAUAAUAAUAAUAAUAAUAGCAAGCAAGAAUCACAGCUUUUUUUGGAUUUUGGCGAUUCUUGGUCCGACCCGUUGGAAUUUGCGCUCAAGACUCUAAGGGGUGAGAUCUCGAUCGAUGACACAUUGGCUGCAUUCCCGGGCUGCUUCAACAAGAAUCUCAGUGUACCUUACAAUAACAAUAGUAACAAUAAUUUGUUGGAUGGAAUCUUUGGACCAACAGAGACUAAAUCCAGUUUGCCCGACAUUUUUCGAAAUGACGAAACUUCCCCCAGCUGCGGAUCUUCCAGGCAGCAAGGUGGGGCCGAACAGUUGCCGGUAAAUUCGUCUGCCUUUGGAAAUACGAGCCUUCCUCCGGGUUUUGGUGGCGAUGAUGCCGGGCAGAAGAAUGGCCAGUCAAAGUUUGCCUUUAACCCUUAG
Messenger RNA from Striga hermonthica, 1809 nucleotides. The record is from the annotation of a GenBank genome assembly. Lineage: Eukaryota; Viridiplantae; Streptophyta; Magnoliopsida; Lamiales; Orobanchaceae.